This is a messenger RNA of Leptomonas pyrrhocoris, 1753 nucleotides long. RefSeq names its product putative DNA polymerase epsilon subunit b. Gene Ontology annotation, cellular component: epsilon DNA polymerase complex. Bases 107 to 1753 code for a protein of 548 amino acids. Gene Ontology annotation, molecular function: DNA binding. The record is from RefSeq and is a predicted model, not a curated record. Gene Ontology annotation, biological process: error-prone translesion synthesis; DNA-templated DNA replication. The transcript has a single exon. Lineage: Eukaryota; Euglenozoa; Kinetoplastea; Trypanosomatida; Trypanosomatidae.
AGUUAACAAGAAAUGAUGGAAUAAUCGCUCACAGAAGCUUUUUUCGUUCGUUGACAGUGCACUUGAAAACAGACAGUAUUGACGUCGUUGUUUGAGUCCACUGACAAUGAGCGACGUCGAGCGUGAGAUUCAAAUGCUUGCGAAGGCAAGCAAGUAUGAUUUACACCCUUCUGCAAUUAAGCGCCUCGCGGAGUUUCUCAGAAAGUACAAUACAAGUGAUGAGUAUCGUCGAGAUCUGUUGAGGGACAUUUUCUCUCUCGUCCAGAAGCAGUACGGAAGCGUUCGAUUAAUCGACAAGACCAAAAUCGAGGCUGCCAUCAAUACCCAGGAGAACAAACUACAUGGAAGCUUUGAAGUUGGCUCCUCAAGUUUUACGCAGGUCGUUGAGCUCAACCGCGUCCCGAAGGUUUAUGUUGAUGACAUCAGUGGGGAGCUUAUUUCAAGUGCUUCACCGGUAGCGUACAACCGCCUCCAGUGUCUAAAUCAGCGUUACCUGCUGGCGCGCCGGCGGUGCUUUCGUUGUGGGCUGUUCCAAAAAGCGAUCGAGCAGCGCCUGUCCAAUGAUGACCUAUUGCCGCUGCUUCUCACCUCUGCCAUGGAAGGUCUCGACCCAAGCGUCCAAAUAGCCGUUCUCGGCUUGAUUCUUCAGCGGGAUGGAGUUGUCUACCUAGAAGACUUGAGGGGUGAGAUCAAGCUUAAAUUCACGGACAACUCUCGUGUGACAAAUCACUGCUUCGUCGGAACUGGGUGCAUGGUUGUAGUGACAGGGUUCUGGGUGAACGGAGCUCUGCAGGUGUUGCGCAUCGAUUUGCCUCCAGCCGAGCGCCGUGAGGUGACCCUUAGAGAUGUCGGAACAAGCACUGACUUGUUCGGGCUCGCGCCUUCGGAUCUCAUUGGUGCACUCACAGAGGAGAAGAGAAGUGUUCAGAACGUCAUCAUCGUGAUGGCGCACGUGCACCUUGACAAAACGAGCACCAUGAGCCGGCUCGCUCGCUUCUUCGAAAGGAUGCAGGGACUUAGCGAGGCGGAGCUGCGUGAUGUCACCUUCGUCUUUACUGGUGAUUUCUCAUCCAUCCCCCUGCAUUUCAGUGAUGCUUCUCACUUGCCGGACAUCUUUGACAGCUCCGAUCGCCUGCAGACGCUGCUGGAUGGCCUUGGACGGUGUGUGACGCUCAACGCGCCAACCGCGGCACAACAAAGCCAAUUCGUUCUGAUUCCAGGGCCAAACGAUAUGACCGUGUUACAAGGUUUUCAACCGCAGACUCCCAUAGCGGCACACUUUGCCAAAGGGCUGGAGAGCCGCAUAAAGCGGCUUACCUUGGCCCCCAAUCCAUGUCGCUUGCGUUUUCACACGCACGAGAUGAUCAUCGCGCGUCGCGAUUUUCUGCGCGAUUUCCAGCAAGGCGAGUCACGCUACGAAUGGGAGCGCUACCGUCCCAAAGAAAGCACUGAGGGUGCUGUGAACGGGGGUGCCGCGACAGCGUCAGCCGCGUCUUUUGAGCGGGUCACCAAGACGAUUCUGGAUGAGGCCCACCUCUCCCCCAACAUUGACGAAGCGGUGCUAUGGAAGAUGGAUGACGCUCUCCGCAUUCCUGUGCUGCCCCACACGAUGCUUCUCUGCGACUCGACAGAGCAGUGGGAAUGCCACUACAAGGGUGUCCAUGUUCUGAACCCUGGAUCGUUCGCGGUGAAUGGAACAUUUCUGUGGUACACACCAGCAGACGGACAAUGUAGCUUGAGUACGCUUGAGUAA